AUGGCAUCUGCCUCCUCAUCUCACAAACGUUCUUUCAGUGAUUUUCAGAGGGAAACGCCCGCUGUAUCUAAGAAAAUAUAUGAUGCAUUCAUCAAGCACCGAGGCCCUGACGUCAAAGAAACUCUGGCUUUUGCACUUUACGAUUCGCUGGAGGAAGAGGGAUUUUGGACAUUUCUUGAUAAUAUGGAAAUAGAAUUGGGAGAUUCAAUUGAGUCUGCCAUAAAAAAUGCCAUUUACUCUUCUAAACUGCAGAUUGCCAUCUUUUCACCACGAUAUGCGGAGUCCUCGUGGUGUCUAGAUGAGCUGGUUCUCAUGUUGGAAACCAAGGCUCGCUUUAUUCCCAUAUUUUGUGAUGUGAAGCCUUUUGAACUCCGCUACCCUGACAAGGGAGUUUAUGCAGCUGCAUUCGCCAAACAUGAAGAAAAGGGCAGAUUCAGCAAGGAGAGGCUUGACCAGUGGAAAGAAGCGCUCCACUCUUCUUCACUCAUUUCUGGCUACGAAUUCAGCACAUCUAAUGAUAAUGUGGAGAUGCUGUGUUCCGAGAUUACCUUGGCUGUGCAACAAGAGGUGGGGAAAACAUUUAAGGGGGUUGGAAAACAUCAGAAAGGUCUUCAUGCAGACGAGGCAGCGUCAACAAGUACAUCAGAAAUGGUGAAGAAAUCUAGUCUUCUGCCCAGAGAUUCACGUCCAGUGGGGUUACAAUCCAAAGUUGAAGACAUAGUAGGGUUACUGGAAGACCAAAAAGUACCAGUCAUAGCCGUCGUUGCCGAUAAAGACUGUAAAAUUGUGGUCACUACAAGAAAUAGGCAGGUUGCUUUAAAUUCAAACUCUCGAAUCUAUGAGAUGCAAAAUUUGUCAGAUGAAGACAGUUGGAUGCUGUUUUGCAUCUAUGCAUUUCCGAAUAGUGGAGGAAAUAGAGCGCCACAGCACAUGAAAGAUGAGGGUCGGAAGAUUGGAAAGCAGUGUGGAAAUUUGCCUCUUGCUAUUAAAACGAUAGCAGCAUCUUUGGCCAACACUACGCUUAAAAAUUGGGAGUGGAAGCGCAGUCAGCUGGAAAGAGUAGAUACUCCCACUGGAGAGCAUGACCCUGUCAUGGAGAUACUGAAACUGAGUUAUGACUCUUUGCCUCCACACCUUAAACCGUGUUUUGCAUAUCUAUCCUUCUUCCCCGAGGAUGAGAAGAUAGAAGCAGAGUAUUUGAUAAAUCUGUGGAUAGCGGAAGGAUUCAUCUCGGCAGGAGAGGAGCAGUGGGAUUUAGCCUGGCAUUGGUUAGAUCAACUGAACAAGCUGUGUAUGCUUCAAGUAUAUGAGAAAGAUGAUGAUAUUUCUAUCAAAUACUGUAAAAUUCAUGAUUUGUUGCACGAUCUGGCAAUACACAUAUCAAGAGAAGAUAAAUGUGUUUUCUCUGUUGAAGAAGUGUCUUCACGUACAAGUAAUUCCAUGGGCUGGUGUCGGGUUUUACUGGCCAAGAAAGGUCUGCAUGUUUUCAAUGCCAUCUCAGAGAGCCGUCCUGUUUAUCUCCGUACACUCUCACUGUCACAGAAUUGGCAGAUUAGAAAGAUAAAGGAGGUACCGGAGUGUGUGAGACACCUAAAACGCCUCUUGUUUCUUGCUUUACCUGAUGGUUGUGAGUCAUUACCAGCAUGGAUAAGUGAUCUUAGAUAUCUUCAGCAUUUAAGAGCCGACUGCAUUUAUCGGAUGCCAAGAAUAGCAAAUUUGAGAACACUAGACUCAUUUUUGGACUUCCGCACAGAAGAGGACAAAUUCACGAGGUUAGAUAAUUUGGUCAAUAUGACUCAGCUUCAGAAACUACGCUUAUUUCUUGACAAUGAGAUGGAGCUGAAGAGGAUAGAAGAAGGGAUCCUUGCCCAGAUGGUGAAGAUGCGUUGUCUAGCAAUCUGCAAUAAUAGAAAGGAGUUUAGGGAGUUUCCAGGGAAAAUGAGAGCAAUGAAACAUCUGGAAAGUCUUCGACUAUGCUUGUUUGUAGUGCCAAGUUGGAUAUGCGAGUUUGCAAAUCUGAAGCAAUUAGAAUUAAUCGACUGUGAGUGUAAUGAUCAUCCGGAGUUGGAGAGAAUGCCCAAUCUGCUGCAAUUGUCGCUAAUUGUCGAGAAUAAUAAUAGGUGCAGAGAAUUGCCAAAGGCGUUUGGAAAGUCGGGGGUUUCCACAGCUCCGCAUUUUGUCUAUUACUUAUUUCUCUUCGUUAGAGGAAUUCCCCGAAUUAGAGGGAGCGAUGGCAUGGCUUGUACAUUUAUUUAA
This is a messenger RNA of Cryptomeria japonica (Japanese cedar), 2256 nucleotides long. Its product is annotated as putative disease resistance protein RGA3. Lineage: Eukaryota; Viridiplantae; Streptophyta; Pinopsida; Cupressales; Cupressaceae. Gene Ontology annotation, biological process: defense response; signal transduction. Bases 1 to 2256 code for a protein of 751 amino acids. Gene Ontology annotation, molecular function: ADP binding. The transcript is spliced from 4 exons. The record is from RefSeq and is a predicted model, not a curated record.